Messenger RNA from Apus apus (common swift), 2627 nucleotides. RefSeq names its product BPI fold-containing family B member 3-like. The record is from RefSeq and is a predicted model, not a curated record. Gene Ontology annotation, molecular function: lipid binding. NCBI's taxonomy places the organism in Eukaryota, Metazoa, Chordata, Aves, Apodiformes, Apodidae. The coding region runs from base 49 to 2421 and encodes 790 amino acids. The transcript is spliced from 16 exons.
UGGAGAGAUUCUUCCGCUCCAGAGCCUGGUCAGCUACCAGGAGUGAAGAUGGCUGCGUUCUGGGCUGUUUUCCUCCUCUGCAGCCAGCUGACCCUUUCAUGGGGACGUGGAAUCAUGUUCUUGGAUGACAAAGCCGAUGUAGAUGAUUUUAGAGUGUCACAAGCCAAACGUGACCCCCAGAGGCUUCCACGUGGUCUCCUUGGUGGUAAUCUUCUUGGUGGUCUCCUUGGCAAAGACGGUGCUGUUGGCAGCCUCCUUGGCCAAGAUGGUGUCCUCGGUGGUCUCCUUGGCAAAGAUGGUCCUGUUGGUGGCCUCCUGGGCAAAGAUGGUGCUGUUGGCAGCCUACUUGGCAAAGAUGGUGCUGUUGGUGGUCUCCUUGGCCAAGACGGUGUCCUCGGUGGUCUCCUUGGCAAAGAUGGUGCUGUUGGAAGUCUCCUUGGUCAAGAUGGUGUCCUUGGUGGUCUCCUUGGCAAAGAUGGUCCUGUUGGUGGCCUCCUAGGCAAAGAUGGUGCUGUUGGCAGCCUCCUUGGCCAAGAUGGUGUCCUCGGUGGUCUCCUUGGCAAAGAUGGUGCUGUUGGUGGCCUCCUGGGCAAAGAUGGUGCUGUUGGCAGCCUCCUUGGCCAAGAUGGUGUCCUUGGUGGUCUCCUUGGCAAAGAUGGUCCUGUUGGUGGCCUCCUAGGCAAAGACGGUGCUGUUGGCAGCCUCCUUGGCCAAGAUGGUGUCCUCGGUGGUCUCCUUGGCAAAGAUGGUGCUGUUGGAAGUCUCCUUGGUCAAGAUGGUGUUCUUGGUGGUCUCCUUGGCAAAGAUGGUGCUGUUGGCGGCCUCCUUGGUCAAGAUGGUGUCCUUGGUGGUCUCCUUGGCAAAGAUGGUGCUGUUGGUGGCCUCCUAGGCAAAGAUGGUGCUGUUGGCAGCCUCCUUGGCCAAGAUGGUGUCCUUGGUGGUCUCCUUGGCAAAGAUGGUGCUGUUGGCGGCCUCCUUGGUCAAGAUGGUGUCCUUGGUGGUCUCCUUGGCAAAGAUGGUGUUGUUAACAGUCUCCUUGACAGAGAUGGUAUCCUUGGUGGUGUCCUUGGGAAAGAUGGUGUCCUGGAUGCUCUCCUUGGCAAAGACGGUCUUGUUGAUGGUCUUCUUGGCAAAGAUGGUCUUGUUGAUGGCCUACUUGAUGCUGUCCUUGAUAUUCUCAUUGGCAAAAAUGGUAUCCUUGGUAAAAAUGGUCUUGUUGGCAAUCUUCUUGGUGGAAAUGAUGGAGGUGUCACAGGGCUGAAGAUCCUGAACAACACCCUCCCCAGGGUACACCUGCGCUCCCUGCCCGGCUUCGGGCACAAGGUGGGCUUCAGCACCCAGCUGCUGGUAGAGACCACCAGCGAGGUGGGCACCAGCCUCUGUGUGCCGGUGGUUGUAGAUGCGGUCAUGCUGGUCCAGGACAAGUGGGCAACUCAAGGGAGCAACAAGGACUGCAUGACUGUUGACAUGAGCAUGCGUGUGAGACCCAACGUGCCACUUCUGGAUCAGCCUUUAAAACAGCUCCUUAGUGCUCCCCUGCGGGAGGUGGGCUGCAACAUCCUCCGCGCCAGGCUGGGCGUGCUGGGCACCCUGUUGGGCUCCGGGACUCCCGCGGUCCCGCUCGGGGCGCUGGGGGACCUGCCGCCCUUCUCCAUCCUCAGCCGCGACGCUGUCCAGCUGGAGCUGAACCUCCUGGCUGGGGACACGGCGGGUGGCAUGAGGACCCCUGCACAGCAGGGACCCCGGCUGCCCGCCCGCCUGCUGCUGCUCACGGGGCGCCCACCCCGGCUCGUCCUGCCCCGCCGGGGCCUCCAGCUGGGGCUGGCCCAGGCACAGGGAGCCUUCAACCUCCGCAUCUCUGACUCCAUGGUGCCCGGGAGCAUCUCACUCUCCACGUCCUCCCUUCUCCCGUUCAUCCCCCAGCUUGCCAGGGCCCUGACGACGUCGCUGCCACUGGAGCUGCUCGUGCGGGUGGCUGACGAGCCCCUGGUGACCCUGAGCAGCCAAGGAGCCACCGCCACCCUCAGAGCCUCCAUCGAUGUCACCAUUCCCGCCCUGCAGUCCUCCCAGAAGCUCCUCUUCUCUGUUGAUGCUGACAUUGUUGUGAACAUCAUCCCAUCAGUCUCUGACGGCAAAGUGCAGAUGUCCCUGGCCCUGGACAGCAUCAGGCUGACACGGAUACCCCAGGGGCUUGACCCUCUCAGUGUCUCCUCACUUGCAGAAUGGCUCAAGCAGGUCCUGAUGGCUGCCUACAUCCCUGCUGUGAACAAUGCCUUGCACGUGUCAGUCCCUCUGCCCAGCACCCUCAGCUCCAGCCUCCGGAGCGUCGAGAUGGACGUCAUGGAGGCAGACAACUUUCCUGACCAGAUGGUUCUGAGGGGGUCCUGCCCGGGCGGACCCUUGGCCCUGCUGGCCCUGUGAGCCCUGCUCCCCUCUGCUGUCUCCGUGUCACCCGGGGCUCUGUGCUGCUGUUGCUGUGGCCUGAGGGGCCAGCUCUGGUCUCUUCUUGGCCAGUGCUGGCAUAGCCUGGCCCCAGGGUAAGGAAAGGUGCUGGGCUGGGGGGUUUCUGUGGCCACUUGUAACACCCACCAGUGGGAAGCACAGCUUGUCCUUAGGCACAGCAGUUG